GGAAUGGGAAGGGGAGCUACUAUAAGUAAAAUAUCUUUUUUACAAGCAAGAGAUAAGCACGUGGUUCAACUAAAAGAGGAAAAUGUUGAGUUUCGAAGUAGGAUACAACACUUGGAGAAUCUCGUCCAAAAAUUAGUUGCAGUCCAUGGGAAUGAGGAAGCUGAUCAUGAUCCUGGAGUUGAUAAGACAAGUCAUUUGGGCAUGCGUCCUAAACUCCAUGGUAAGUGCAACCUUUUAGAUUGGUGUGGAAAAGAUGAGGUUGUAGCUGAAGGACACUUGUGCUCUAGUAACCCAAAAGGGCUUGUUAAUAAUGCUCCUCUUGGACCUAAUGCAAUGGAAGUGAUGGUCGACAUAACAAAUAUACCAGAUGCUUUUCUUUGGAGACCUACAUCUAAUAUGUUAUGCAUGAAACAAGCUGUUGGUAAGACAAUUGCAUGGCCAGCUGAUAAGGUGGUGAGGCAGAUUACUCAAAAUUCUGAAAAUGAAGAUAAUACCUCCC
Messenger RNA from Cuscuta epithymum, 499 nucleotides. The record is from the annotation of a GenBank genome assembly. Lineage: Eukaryota; Viridiplantae; Streptophyta; Magnoliopsida; Solanales; Convolvulaceae.